GAUAUAUUGAAUAGGUGUGGUUUUAAUUUUUAUAAAAUCGUAUAAAUUCUGUUAAGUUGGUCCCAGAUUGAAUUUAACUUCAACAUCAAAAAUAAAUAAGAAAUUUGUAUGGUGUUGACCAAUUUCUUUAUAGAAACACACAGUUCUAUAAAAGUAUGUAACAAUGAAUAUAAAAGUGCAUUUCAUCUGCAGAUAAAAUUUGAUUAGUAAUUUUAUUGUAACAAUGAGCAAGUCAUUCCACUGACAUUCAAAUGUACUAGGCCUUACAAAAAAUGAUGUAAUUGUUUAAAUACAUUUCUGUAUUGUAAAAUUAUAGUUUUGUUGAUGUCAGUGAACUGGCUAUGUCUUGGAAACAAUUGAGUAUUUGAGAAUCACUGUUAUUAACACCACAAUUAAAGAUCAAAAUGGGCAUGUUCAAGUGGAUAAUAACAUGUGCCUAAUGAAUAUUGGAUAUAAAUGUAAACGCCGCAUUCCUGUGCAACUUUGAAGUGAUGCAGAUUCUUCAGAAGCUGAAAGAUAACACACAGAAGAAACAUAAGCGAGAGGCUUCAUUGGCCACAGUCACCUAUGAAACUGUUCACUAUUUACAAGAUACCGAAUGUAAGAAUCAAAAUGCAAAGUCCAUACAAAAAUUUCUAGAAGCCAUGAAGGUAUACAAAUUGACUAAAGUGGAGAAGUUGAUGAUGGUGAAUACUCCACCAAGAACAGAAUUGGAAAUACAACUGAUAGUGCAAGAGAGUGAAGAAAGGCUGUCAGAAGAACAAGUACAAGAAAUAAUCGCUUUGGUGAAUAAAUACCUUCCGGCCGCGCAUGACAAUACAUGACCUUCGCCCUUGUCGCCUAAACGACCCAAAUAGUGCGUGGGUACAAUCAAUGUAGGGUAACCACUAUCACUUACUUGCGGUUAGAUAUCAGACGUAUUGUGCGUGUAGGCUCGUUACAAUGUAUGCUAGUAUGGCAUGAUGUCUGAUGCCUAAAUAAUUGGAAACUCUUGUACAACCAGACUGAUUUGUACCAGGUUAAGUUACUGAUAAAAGGUAUAAAUUUAUAUUUAAGGUGUAUCGAAAUUAUACAUGCGCGUACGCGUGUUCAAGCACGUAAGAAGGUUUUGUAAAAUCGUCAAUAUACAUUUUAAAAGAGUGCAAAUAUGCCUAACGUGAGGUCUGGAUAUAGCUGUUAUAUUUUCAUUAUAAUUCAGGUAGUUUCAUGCUACAUAAACAGAAUUAAAAGCCUAAAACGUUAGACAACAUACAAUGUUAACAUUAAGCCACUGUUGAAUCAUGUAGAUCAAUAUUUUUUUAAACUGUGAUCACGGAAUAGGUCCUGAUUUAGGAUAGUACAUGAACCAAACUGAUUAACAGCACGUCGCCCCCUGAAGGAUGAGAAAUAAAACUAAAAUUCUCAUUGAAACUGCCCACCUUGUACUAUGUAUUAUAUGACUUCAUGAAUAUAUUCUAUAUUUUCACUGCAAAAGAUGAGCUCAGAACUUGGAAAUUUUUGGCAGGUGGCUCACAACCACUGAUUUGAAUAGUUAUUUAACUAGUUAAUUAUCGGUUACAGUUAUAAUGGCUUAGUUGCAUGUACCAUUUCACAUAUUACAUGGCGUCAAUUCUAAAAACUUGUAUGUCCAGCGGCAUUAAAACUAUAGGUUCGCCACCUAUCAAAUAUUAAACCGGAAAUAUGCUCGGCGAAGUGUGGAUGUUCUAGUUACGUCUCUGCCUACCUUCAGGAGGGUAAAGGCGUAUGCGUAUGUUCUAUAUAUGUAUAUUUUCUUGUAUGUAUACCAAUGUCGUAUUUGAUAUUUCUGUGGCAAAUAUUCUAUUGAUAUGUUUGUAUAAUGUAAUGUAAAUAAUUCAGUAUUUAUUAUGUUAUUUUGUAUUGUAAGGGUUACAAUUUGUACAUAGGUGUUACUUAUAGAUAAGUACAAUAUAGUAAUAUACUUAUUUUGUGGUAGAAUGUAAUAUUGUAUUAUUUCUUCAGGAAAUUAUCUUUUCAAAAUCUGUAUUAAAAAGUAGUUUUAUAUGUCCAAGACUGGUUAAUACCUGCACCAAAUUUUAACUAAAUUCGUUCAGCGAAAUAUCCUAACAUCUUGCUAUCCAACAUCCAAAUUUGUUUACAAAGUAUCGUUUUUUAUACUGGGCCGCUAAUACGCCGGUGGUCUACCAAAACAGUUUUUACCAGUUUUAUACCAGUAUGAUCCAUAUUUAUAGAGCAUCAUAUAUUUUUAAAAGAUUUGUGAGAAAAAAUAUUUAUUUUACCAAUAAAACAAAAGGAGCUAAGUUUUAA
Messenger RNA from Manduca sexta (tobacco hornworm), 2286 nucleotides. Its product is annotated as DNA-directed RNA polymerase III subunit RPC9. Bases 492 to 824 code for a protein of 110 amino acids. Gene Ontology annotation, molecular function: nucleotide binding. The record is from RefSeq and is a predicted model, not a curated record. The transcript has 4 exons. Lineage: Eukaryota; Metazoa; Arthropoda; Insecta; Lepidoptera; Sphingidae. Gene Ontology annotation, cellular component: RNA polymerase III complex. Gene Ontology annotation, biological process: transcription initiation at RNA polymerase III promoter.